GGCGGGCCCCGCGGAGGCAGCUGGGAGAGUUGGAAGCUUGGCGGCAGCGGGACCGGGCGAGCAACGAGAGCUGAGCGGUGGUCCCCAGGCCCAUGCAGGACGCAGAGAACGUGGCGGUGCCCGAAGCGGCGGAGCAGCGGGCUGAGCCGGAGCAGCAGGCCGCCGAGGAGGAACCGGAGCGGCCUGCUGGGCCCGGGGCCCAGGAGGCGGCGGCGGCGGCCGCCGCUGCUGUGCCUGUGCCGGAGGUGAAGGGAGAAAAGGGAGACACCGCGGUGACCGUAGUCAAGCCCGGGUCGGAGCCCGAGGCAAUCGUCAAGCUUCUCGCCGAAGAGAAGGCCGUAGUUGAACCGGCCGAACCGCCGCCGCCGGUGUCACCGCCUCCAGGCGAGGCUCAGCCGCCACCUACCGAUAAGGUUCCCGAGCCCAAGGCAGAACCUCCGGCAGCUAAGGAGGAGAAACGGGAGGAGAAGGAAAAGGCAGAGGACGGAGUAGGGAAGGAGGAGGAGGAGGAAAAAGGGAAAGAGGAGGAAGGGGGCGAGAAGGAAGACGAAAGUAAGGAGGCCGAGGCCGGGCCGAGGGGCCUGGAGAAUGGCAACGAGGAGGACGAGAUCUCCUUCAGCGACCCCGAGGGCUUCGUGGACGACAUCAGUGAGGACGAAUUGCUGGGAGAUGUACUCAAAGAUAGACCACAGGAAGCUGAUGGAAUUGAUUCUGUGAUAGUGGUGGACAAUGUUCCUCAGGUAGGACCUGACCGGCUUGAGAAACUAAAGAAUGUCAUCCACAAGAUCUUCUCCAAAUUUGGGAAAAUAACCAAUGAUUAUUACCCAGAAGAAGAUGGAAAGACUAAAGGUUACAUUUUCCUGGAGUAUGUCUCUCCUGCUCAUGCCCUGGAUGCUGUUAAAAAUGCUGAUGGCUACAAGCUUGACAAACAGCACACAUUCAGAGUAAACCUUUUUACUGACUUUGACAAGUAUAUGACAAUCAGUGAUGAGUGGGACAUUCCAGAGAAGCAGCCUUUCAAAGAUUUGGGAAAUCUACGCUAUUGGCUGGAGGAGGCUGAAUGCAGAGAUCAAUAUAGUGUCAUCUUUGAAUCUGGGGACCGUACAUCCAUAUUCUGGAAUGAUGUGAAGGAUCCAGUCUCCAUUGAAGAAAGAGCGAGAUGGACAGAAACCUAUGUGCGCUGGUCCCCAAAAGGCACUUACUUGGCUACCUUCCAUCAAAGAGGAAUUGCUCUAUGGGGGGGAGAAAAAUUCAAACAAAUCCAGCGAUUCAGCCACCAGGGGGUGCAACUUAUUGACUUCUCACCUUGUGAAAGGUAUCUUGUGACGUUCAGCCCCCUAAUGGACACACAGGAUGACCCUCAGGCCAUAAUCAUAUGGGACAUCCUCACUGGACAGAAGAAACGAGGAUUUCAUUGUGAAAGCUCUGCCCAUUGGCCCAUUUUCAAGUGGAGUCAUGAUGGCAAAUUUUUUGCCCGAAUGACAAUGGAUACUCUCAGCAUCUAUGAGACUCCGUCUAUGGGCCUUUUGGAUAAGAAGAGUUUGAAAAUCCCUGGAAUAAAAGACUUUUCUUGGUCACCUGGUGGUAACAUAAUUGCUUUUUGGGUGCCGGAAGAUAAGGACAUUCCUGCCAGGGUGACCUUGAUGCAACUCCCCAGCAGACAAGAAAUCAGAGUUAGAAAUCUGUUUAAUGUUGUUGACUGCAAGCUACAUUGGCAAAAGAAUGGAGAUUACUUGUGUGUCAAAGUAGAUAGAACUCCAAAAGGUACCCAGGGUGUGGUAACCAACUUUGAAAUCUUCCGAAUGAGAGAAAAGCAGGUGCCUGUUGAUGUAGUAGAAAUGAAAGAAAGCAUAAUUGCCUUUGCUUGGGAACCCAAUGGAAGUAAGUUCGCUGUGCUACAUGGUGAAGCUCCUCGAAUAUCAGUUUCCUUCUAUCAUGUGAAAAACAAUGGAAAGAUUGAGCUUAUCAAAAUGUUUGAUAAACAGCAGGCAAACACAAUCUUUUGGAGUCCCCAAGGACAAUUUGUUGUUCUAGCUGGUCUGAGGAGCAUGAAUGGUGCCCUGGCAUUUGUUGAUACAUCAGAUUGUACCAUGAUGAAUAUUGCAGAACACUAUAUGGCUUCUGAUGUUGAGUGGGACCCUACAGGCCGUUAUGUUGUAACUUCUGUGUCUUGGUGGAGCCACAAGGUAGAUAAUGCCUACUGGCUGUGGACUUUCCAAGGACGUCUCCUUCAAAAGAAUAACAAGGAUCGUUUCUGCCAGUUACUGUGGAGGCCUCGACCCCCAACUCUGCUCAGCCAGGAUCAGAUAAAGCAAAUUAAAAAGGAUCUGAAGAGAUACUCCAAGAUUUUUGAACAGAAGGAUCGUUUGAGUCAAUCCAAAGCCUCAAAGGAAUUGGUAGAGAGGAGACGUACAAUGAUGGAAGAUUUUAGAAAAUACCGGAAAAUGGCUCAAGAGCUUUAUAUGGAGCAGAAAAAUGAGCGUCUGGAAUUACGAGGAGGGGUAGACACUGAUGAACUAGAUAGCAAUGUAGAUGAUUGGGAAGAAGAGACAAUUGAAUUUUUUGUCACUGAAGAAAUCAUUCCCCUUGGAAAUCAGGAGUAGUCUGAUAGGAUCGUGCAUUGCCAUAUCUCGUGCCAGGAGUGGAGUUCAUCCUUUUGCAGAAAGCCUACACAGCUCCUGAGUUAUUUGUGUUUUCUCUUGCUCUCUGGACAGUGGAUACACCUGGAUCCUUCCAUUCUGACACAUUUUGUGCCUUUAAACCCCGGUGUCUGCAUUGUGGGAGGUUUUAAGGCACUGCUUUUAAAUUCUUACUUUGGGGGAUUUUUAAAAAAAUCCAAAGCCACCAGUAUUUGCUACUCAGACUUUUACAAAAGCAGGGCUACUGGCAGGUAACUUUUGAUUACUACUCUCAGUAGCAUUUCGUAAGUGUAUCAUCCCCACAAUCACACAAUGUUGCCAUUCAAGGACUCUCUCUAUGUCCCAAGUGCAUGGACUGGUGUUUUUUUUGUCCUGGAAAAAAUCUGCAGGAAAACAGUGUAUCAUUCAUGUUUUAGUGUGCAGAAGAAGCACUACAGCGGGCUGUAUCCUCCACCUUUCAGAUUGUGAUAGGGUUUCUCAACAGGUUGAACAUGGAAAUAAAAAGCAGACGUAUGUUAAAAAGCUGUCUUUCUCAUCUCUUUUAAAUCUAGAAAACUACUUUAGACUUACUUCUACAAUCUCUUUGGAAGUGGAAAAUAUUUUCAAGGCAGAACUAUGUUGGCAUGUAGCAUUCUGAUUCUAUUAUUUUUACAUCAUUUUAAGGAGAAUGAAUGAUGAAACAACUUAGAAGUUAUGUACUUUAGGUAAGAGCUCUUCAGAAAGUUAUAGUACUGCAAGUGUUUGUCUAAAAUGCAUUAGUUAGACAAUUUUAGUUUUGUGGACAGUUCAAGUUUUCUCACUUGAUGAGCUCCUUAGAUUCAGUCUCAGAGACAUACAGACACUUGAUUGAUGCUUCAUCUUAAAAUUAUAGUUUUCUCUGAAUAUUUGCCACAUUCAUACUCAAGGGUUAAUGUGCAAACCUUUUCACUUUUUAAAUUGCCUUACUAAACCCAUCAUCACACAUACUCUCCUUGUCCAUUUUUGCCUCCGAUCCGAAGUUAGGAGUCAAGGGAGCUGUAAGACUGUGCUUGGUAGGGUUUGCCCAGAAUCAUCUCUAUGGCCAAGCACAGUUUACACUUAAGAAACAAAGUUCUUACUGGGAUGGAAAAAUGAUGGUAGGUUCACCAAGAACUAAAUAUUAUGUAUGGCACAAUAUAAAAGCAAAACAUCCUUGAGAUGAAACCUAUUGGUGUUGAAAGAUAUUUUGGGGGGUUCAUAAUGGACAAGUGUUCUCCUUUUUUGCCAGCUGCCCUUAAUCCUGUCUAAGGUGACCAGUAAUGUUUGUUACUACCUUGUGUACAACAGAAAGCAAUAAUGUCAGGUUGCUUUUAAGCUGUCCUACUUUCCUUGUGACCUACUACUUACAUAAGCCUUUAAGUACUUCUGGCAUCUACUGUUUCCUUUAUAAUUUUGUGAUUAUCCUAAAUUCUCAUAACUGCAAUGAAUAUUCUGAUCCUAUUUAGUUAGUCUUAUUGCUACUUUAGGGUGCAUAUUUCAUAGUUUCUCAGGUGGCCCUUUUCGCAUUUUUUAGAUCUCAGUAUGCCAGUACAUAAUUAGUUUCUUGAGCAUUUCUGGAGAACAAAUGGCAUGUUGUCUGAUAACUGAUGGAUUUUUAAAAGGGCUGUUCCAAGAUUAGCUUUUGAUGUUUUUUAACUUCAUAGUUGUAAUUGUUUUACAUAAUUUAUAUAAAUAAAGAAUUUCUGAAAUA
Messenger RNA from Gracilinanus agilis (Agile Gracile Mouse Opossum), 4347 nucleotides. RefSeq names its product eukaryotic translation initiation factor 3 subunit B (gene EIF3B). Gene Ontology annotation, biological process: translational initiation. The coding region runs from base 93 to 2603 and encodes 836 amino acids. Gene Ontology annotation, molecular function: RNA binding; translation initiation factor activity; translation initiation factor binding. The record is from RefSeq and is a predicted model, not a curated record. Gene Ontology annotation, cellular component: eukaryotic translation initiation factor 3 complex. Lineage: Eukaryota; Metazoa; Chordata; Mammalia; Didelphimorphia; Didelphidae. The transcript has 19 exons.